Molecule: messenger RNA, 438 nt
Organism: Colletotrichum fioriniae
Lineage: Eukaryota; Fungi; Ascomycota; Sordariomycetes; Glomerellales; Glomerellaceae
Source: RefSeq, a predicted model, not a curated record
AUGUUCUCCUUGUCCGAGGGCAAGACUGAGUUCCAUAACCACGUUACCAAGGCGUCAUUGCCUCUCACGCCGCCGGAGGACCCCGUUGCUGCGCUCAAGGCUCUUGGAGAGACCGUGGAAGAUGACAUCUUUUUGCUCGUUGAGACACCAGAGGGCCAUCGUUGCGUGGCGUUCGUCUGCUGCCAUCCCGCUGGAUUCGACCCGUCCAAUAAGCUCGGGAAGCUGAUGAAGGACAUUCACACUCCGGUGCCGUCAUAUGAGAAGAUUGGUGCAAGUAUGGAGCGUUUCUUCUCUCGAUUGCAAGUCGGGAAGAGCGUCAAGCGAAUGAACUGGUCUGUUUCUACGCACGAGAACCUCUUCAGUCCAAGCAACUUGCACAUCUACGAAGGCGACAAGACGGAAGAGGACGAGGAUGUCGAUAUUUCAAAGAAGAGGUGA